Molecule: messenger RNA, 752 nt
Organism: Momordica charantia (bitter melon)
Lineage: Eukaryota; Viridiplantae; Streptophyta; Magnoliopsida; Cucurbitales; Cucurbitaceae
Source: RefSeq, a predicted model, not a curated record
AGGGUAAUAAUGUCAUUUUGCGACCGAUGCCUUCCAAAUCCGGCGACAACCACUACAGCUUCUCUGCAGCUCCAAUCAACCGGGAAAAAGAGAAGGAGCUAGAUGACACAGCAAUGGCAGAAUUCAGAGGCAAAUGGGGAGAAACAGUUGAGUACACAGAGAAGCCGAGCAGCAACAUCGUUGAAGGAGUGGUGGCUAUCGGAAAGGAAGGCGGUUACGAUCUUAUCGUGGUCGGGAAGGGUCGUGUUCCAUCGACCAUGGUGGCGAAACUAGCAGACCGCCAAGCGGAGCACGCCGAGUUGGGGCCGGUAGGGGACAUAUUGGCCAGCUCCGGCAGGGGAAUAGUAUCUUCAGUACUAGUAAUUCAACAACAUGGAGGAGCUACUCAUUCAGAAGAAACUCCAGUUUUAAAGAUAGCACAAGCAAAUGAGAAUAAGCAGCCAUUGUCAGCCGAUGAAGCUUCAAGUCAUGUAUAAAAUCGCAAGUGUUCAACUUUGGUACAUAUUUCAAGUGAUACAUUAGGAUUUGGCAGUUAAUUGGAUCAAUUCAGUCGUAUAUCCCAUAGAAAAUAGUCGUAAAAAAAAAAAGGUGCUUCGAUCAUAGUUCAAUACAUGAUCUUAAUAAUACUUCCGGCAUCUUUAAAAACAAAUCCAUAUCUCGUGUUCUUAACUAUACUUUAAUUUUUGUAAUAUUGUAUCCUUUAUAGUUAAAAUUUUGUAAUAAUUUAAUGUCCACGGAAGAAAUCUCAUCUA